Messenger RNA from Penicillium cataractarum, 1134 nucleotides. Its product is annotated as glycoside hydrolase family 18 protein. The record is from RefSeq and is a predicted model, not a curated record. Gene Ontology annotation, cellular component: extracellular region. The coding region runs from base 1 to 1134 and encodes 377 amino acids. The transcript has 4 exons. Gene Ontology annotation, molecular function: chitin binding; chitinase activity. Lineage: Eukaryota; Fungi; Ascomycota; Eurotiomycetes; Eurotiales; Aspergillaceae. Gene Ontology annotation, biological process: chitin catabolic process; carbohydrate metabolic process.
AUGUUCUCAGGCAUGUUCCGCAGGCGGCAGGCCGUUGACCCCGCUGCCGCCGAGUCGCCCGCUUCAUACGAAGUGCCUUUGUACACCAACGCGGCCUACUACCCUAACUGGCGCGUUUACAAGAAACAGCCUCCUUCAUCACUGCGCUUGGGGUUUAUUUCUCACGUAUUCUACGCUUUUGCUUGGGUCAAAGACGAUGGCACAAUUUAUUUGAGUGAUGAGUGGGCCGAUACUCAGAUGCCGGUUGACGGCACCGAAGGCUGUCUCCGCGCUUUUGUCCAGUUGAAACAGCAGUACUCCAAAAUGAAAGUCAUCCUCUCCGUUGGUGGUGGUGGCAAAGGAAGUGAAAACUUCCCGGCUGUUGCUCACAGUCGAGCUCGUGUGGAAACGUUCAUUCGAAGUGCACGAGCAUUGGUGGAUGAGUUUGGGCUGGAUGGCAUUGAUGCUUACGGCAAGUGGAAGAGAGACGCUGAUGAUUAUUAUGUAGUGGAUUGGGAACAUCCCGCAGAUCUCAAGCAGGGCAAGGAUUACGUUCGUCUACUAGAGAAGCUGCGAGAGGCGUUGCCUGCUCCACGCUACGUUCUGGCCUCCUGCCUGCCCGCCGGUCAAUGGGCCCUCCAAAAUAUCGACCUCGCUGCAGCACAUAGGCAUCUAGACAUGAUCAACCUCAUGGCCUACGAUUUCUCGGGGCCCUGGGACCCCCAAACCGGCCACCAGGCCCAGCUCUAUGGCUCACCCAUCUCAGGUUACUCGGCAGUUGAUUAUGUACUCUCACAAGGGGUACCUUCACGAAAAAUCAUCCUGGGUGUGCCAGUGUAUGGGAGAUCGUUCCUCGGCAGCAACGGUCCUGGUCAGAGGUAUACAGGUACCGGCGGAGAGGACGGCGUCUUUGACUAUCGCGAUCUUCCGCGACCUGAAGCUCAAGAAUAUCAUGAUAAAGAGGGCGGUGCCGCAUCUUGUGUGGGGUCGGAUGGAGGUUUUGUGACCUAUGAUAUCCCUGCGACGGUACAGCAAAAGGCCGAAUUUGUGACGUCGUCAAGGCUGGGAGGUUUGUUUUACUGGCAUAUUUGCUCUGAUGCCCGAGGCCCACGCAGCCUCAUUGAAACCGGGUAUAACACUCUUCAUGAAAUGUAA